Messenger RNA from Thermothelomyces thermophilus ATCC 42464, 1227 nucleotides. RefSeq lists its product as uncharacterized. The transcript has 3 exons. The coding region runs from base 1 to 1227 and encodes 408 amino acids. Lineage: Eukaryota; Fungi; Ascomycota; Sordariomycetes; Sordariales; Chaetomiaceae. The record is from RefSeq and is a predicted model, not a curated record.
AUGACAACCGAAUUCGAGGCCCGCCUCAAGAAGGCCGUCGACGAGCGCCUCAUUCCGAAUGCCGUCGUCCUCGCACGAGACAAGUCUGGAAAGAUCGACUACUCCUUCUCGUACGGGCCGACGACGCUCGAUCCCGAUGCCACCCCAGCCCAGAUCAGCCCGGACUCCAUGUUCAGCAUGUUCUCGAUGACGAAGCUCAUCACGUCCAUCUGCGCCCUGAAGCUCGUCGAGGAAGGGGUCGUCGGGCUCGACGAGGACGUCUCGAAGCACCUCGAGGCGCUGGCCGCGCAACCCGUCCUGACGGGCUUCGACGACGCCACCGGGCAGCCGACCUACAAGGACCGCACCCGGCCCAUCACCCUGCGCCGCCUGCUCACCCACUCGGCCGGCACCGGCUACAUCCUGAUGGACGACCGCCUGCGCCGCUGGGCCGAGGCUACCGGCCGGCCCGUGCCCGUCCCGCUGCGGCGCGGCGGCGGCAGCACCGUCGACACGCGCUUCAACUACCCGCUGCUCUUCGAGCCCGGCGAGAGCUGGGCCUACGGCAGCGGGCUCGACUGGGCCGGCCGCCUGGUCGAGAAGCUGUCGGGCGUCCCGCUCGACGACUUCGCGUACCAGAACGUGCUCGAGCCGGUCGGCGUCCCCAGGGGCGCCAUGACCUUCCACCCGCUCCGGUUCGCGUCCCGGUCCUCCCCGCCCGACGAAACGCUCGUCGGCACGGCCAGCCGGGACCCGGGCUCGGGCAAGGUGGUAGCGUUCCUGCCGACGGAGGAGCAGCACUACGGCGAGCAGCACGACGCGUUCGGCGGCGAGGGCCUGUUCGGCGGCGCCGGCCAGUACCUCAAGGUCCUGCACUCGAUCCUGGCCGACGACGGCAAGAUCCUCAAGCCCCAGACGGCCAAGUACCUCUUCGAACCCCUGCUGGAGCCCGCGGCCAGGGAGGCGCUGAACCUGGCGCUCCACGCGACCGACUGGGCCGUCGGCGUCAUCCCCAAGGGCGUCGACUACGACUGGAGCGCCGGCGGCCUGCUGUCGACCGGCGGCGACGGCCUCGGGCACAGGAACAAGGGGUUCCUCCAGUGGAGCGGCAUGCUGAACAUGUCAUGGUUUAUUGACCGCGAGGCGGGCGUCUGUGGCGUGUUUGGCACCCAGCUCCUUCCGGUGAAUGACGCCAAGGUCAAGGAGUUGACCAAGGAAUUUGAGGACGCCAUCUACUCGAGGCUUUGA